Messenger RNA from Vicugna pacos (alpaca), 3845 nucleotides. RefSeq names its product serine/threonine/tyrosine interacting like 2 (gene STYXL2). NCBI's taxonomy places the organism in Eukaryota, Metazoa, Chordata, Mammalia, Artiodactyla, Camelidae. Gene Ontology annotation, cellular component: cytoplasm. Gene Ontology annotation, biological process: negative regulation of MAPK cascade; protein dephosphorylation. Gene Ontology annotation, molecular function: protein tyrosine/serine/threonine phosphatase activity; MAP kinase phosphatase activity. The record is from RefSeq and is a predicted model, not a curated record.
UUUCCUGUUCACAGCUGUCCUGCCCCUCAAAAGAAGGAGCACCGAAGAGAGGAGGGAGGUUGGUCCCUCUCGCCUGUCGGAGUUUCUGGUCAUUUCAUCUGGGUCCCUCACCCUUGGGUGACCGCCCCUUGGUGUGGAGAUACAGGCAGAUCAGCGAGGCUGACAGGCUGUCAUGGCGACCAGUGGGGACCCAGAGGAGGAGCAGGUGGUUCCAGGCGAAGAGGAUGAAGCCGACGUGAGGGCCGUGCAGGCGCGGUACCUCCGGAGCCCCUCCCCCAGCCAGUACUCAAUGGUCUCGGAUGCAGAAACAGAAAGCAUUUUCAUGGAGCCCAUUCACCUCUCCUCGGCCGUUGCAGCUAAACAGAUCAUCAAAGAAGAACUCAAGCCGCGGGGCGUCAGAGCCGAGGCAGAGUGUGCGGGCAUGCUGGAGUCCGCCGAGCAGCUGCUGGUGGAGGACCUGUACAACCGCGUCAGGGAGAAGAUGGACGACACCAGCCUGUACAACACCCCCUGCAUCCUGGACCUCCAGAGGGCCUUGGUCCGGGACCGCCAAGAGGCCCCCUGGAACGAGGUGGAUGAGGUCUGGCCCAACGUCUUCAUAGCGGAGAAGAGCGUGGCUGUGAACAAGGCGAGGCUGAAGAGGCUGGGAAUCACCCACAUCCUGAAUGCUGCUCAUGGCACUGGCGUCUACACUGGGCCUGAGUUCUACACCGGCCUGGAGAUCCAGUACCUGGGUGUGGAGGUCGAUGACUUCCCGGAGGUGGACAUCUCCCAGCAUUUCCGGAAGGCAGCGGAGUUCCUGGAUGAAGCCCUGCUGACUUACAGAGGGAAAGUCCUGGUCAGCAGCGAGAUGGGCGUCAGCCGCUCAGCCGUGCUGGUGGCCGCCUACCUGAUGAUCUUCCACAACAUGGCCAUCCUGGAGGCCCUGAUGACUGUGCGCAAGAAGCGGGCCAUCUACCCCAACGACGGCUUCCUGAAGCAGCUCCGGGAGCUCAAUGAGAAGCUGAUGGAGGAGAGAGAAGAGGACUUCGGUCGGGAGGGGGGAGGAGAGGAGGCAGAGGAGGGAGAGGAUGCAGGAAGCACGGUCGGGGCCAGAGUGCACGCCCUCACGGUGGAGGAGGAGGACGAUGCCACCAGCCACCUGAGUGGCUCCUCCUUGGGGAAGGCCAGCCGGGCCUCCAAGCCCCUCACCCUCAUCGAUGAAGAGGAGGAGGAGAAGCUAUAUGAGGCGUGGAAGAAGGGGCAGGGCCUCCCCACAGGCAAGGCCCCCCAGGGCGGAGACGGCAGUUGCUCAGCCUCCUCUGGCCGGGGCGAGGAAGAGCCUGAGGACGAGGAUGUGGAGCGAAUCAUCAGGGAGUGGCAGAGCCGGAACGAGAGGUACCAGGCAGAAGGGCACCGGAGAUGGGAUCGGGAGGAGGAGGAGGAGGAGGGUGAUGACGGCUCCUUCGUGCAGAGAAGACGGAGGCACACCCUGAGUGAGAGCAGCACCUCCGAGAGCGUGAGCAGCCAUGACAUCCGGGUCCUGAAGCAACAGCUGGAGAUGAGCAGCCUGAACCGAGGUGGGAGACGCCGCUCCGACUCGGUGUCCACGGAGAGCACCUGGGACAUGUGGAACCAGAGGCUGCUGGAGAUUGAGAAGGAAGCUUCCCGGAAGUAUCACUCCAGGAGCAAGAGGGAGGAGGUGGACACGAGCUCAGAGGUGGGGAGCCGGGUGCGGGAGGAUGACGAGGAGAGUGUGUCCUCGGAGGCCAGCUCCUUCUAUAACUUCUGCAGCAGGAACAAGGACAAACUCACUGCCCUGGAGAGGUGGAAGAUCAAGAGAAUCCAAUUUGGAUUUCACAAGAAAGACAGGGAGGCCGGGGACAGCAGCAGUGAGCAAGGUACAGAGGAGGCCGAGGGGGAGAAGAGCAUCUCUGAUGUCAACUUGUCGGCCUACCAGGCCUGGAAGCUGAAACACCAGAAGAAGGUGGGCAGUGAGAACAAGGAGGAGGUGGUAGAGCUCAGCAAGGGAGAGGACUCGGUCUUGGCCAAGAAGAGGCAACGGAGGCUGGAGCUGCUGGAGAGGAGCAGGCAGACGCUGGAGGAGAGCCAGUCCAUGGGAAGCUGGGAGGCAGAUAGCUCGGCUGCCAGUGGGAGCAUCCCCCUGUCUGCAUUCUGGUCCGCAGCCCCCUCAGUCAGUGCUGAUGGGGACACAGCAUCAGUGCUCAGCACCCAGAGCCAGAGCUCCCACGCAUCUCAGGUUCUAAGCAACACCGGGGAAUGCUUGGCAUCCGCCCCCACCACACCUCUACCUAACCUGCCAGUGGGCCCUGGGGACACCAUUUCCAUCGCCAGCAUCCAGAACUGGAUCGCCAGCGUAGUCAAUGAAACUCUUGCCCAGAAGCAAAACGAAAUGCUGCUGUUGUCCCGCUCCCCGUCAGUUGCAAGUAUGAAGGUGGCCCCAGCAGCCAGCUGUCUGGGGGAUGACCAAGUCUCCAUGCUCAGUGGACACAGCAGCUCCUCGCUGGGUGGCUGCCUACUGCCUCAAAGCCAGGCGAGACCCAGCCCCGACACGCAGUCCAUGCUGUCCUCCCAUACCACGCUGAGCUCCAGGGCUGCCGAAGGCACUGGGAGCAGAGUGAGGGGGACCAGCAAGCCUAUCUACAGCCUCUUUGCUGACAACGUCAACCUAAAGGAGCUUGGCCGGAAGGAGAAGGAGAUGCAGAUGGAACUGAGGGAGAAGAUGUCCGAGUACAAAAUGGAGAAGCUGGCCUCCGACAACAAACGCAGCUCCCUUUUCAAGAAGAAGAAGGUCAAGGAAGACGAGGACGAAGACGUGGCUGAUAGGGAUGGGGACACUGACAGCGCCAUAGGGAGCUUCCAGUAUUCUUCCCGCAGUAAUUCCCAGAAACCAGAAACAGACACCUCGUCCUCGCUGGCUGUCUCUGAUAGCUAUGGAAGUGGCAGCAGAGCUGGCAAAGAGAUGGAUAGCAGUAUCAACAAGUGGCUCAGUGGCCUCAGGACAGAGGAAAAAUCUCCUCCUCAGAGUGAUUGGUCCGGAAGCUCCAGGGGGAAGGGCGCCAGAUCUUCGCUGCUCCGGGAGACGGAGUCUAAAUCCUCCAGUUACAAGUUCUCCAAAUCCCGGUCAGAGGAGCAGGACACCUCGUCCUACCACGAGGCCAAUGGCAACUCCGUAAGAAGCACUUCGCGGGUCUCUUCCUCCUCCACCAGGGAGGGCAGAGAGAUGCACAAGUUCUCCAGGUCCAUGUUCAGUGAGACCUCAAGCUCCCGAGAGGGAAGCCCAGAGCCCUACUUUUUCCGCCGGACCCCCGAGCCCUCAGAUGAGGAAGAGCCCCCAGAACCACGGCAUCCGACUGGGGCCAGACCCAGGGACUGGGAGGAUGUGGAAGAGUCAUCCAAGUCUGACUUUUCUGAAUUUGGAGCCAAGAGGAAAUUCACCCAGAGCUUCAUGAGGUCUGAAGAGGAGGGAGAGAAAGAGAGGAUGGAAAACAGAGAAGAAGGGAGGUUUGCUUCGGGGCGGCGGUCUCAGUAUCGGAGAAGCACUGACAGGGAGGAGGAGGAAGAAAUGGACGAUGAAGCCAUCAUCGCUGCCUGGAGACGCCGGCAAGAAGAAACCAGGACUAAGCUGCAGAGAAGGAGGGAGGAUUAGCUGGGCAAAGUGGAUCUGGGAGAGACUGAGAACACAGGGAGCAGCCGCACGUGCUGCUAAGCACAGGGCUCAGGGCACGCAUUGCCACAGCCCAUCAAGGGACAAGCAUGUGGAGAGGAUCAUACGGAAGGUGAAAUGGGAGGUACCAGGUGGAAGGGCACCAGAGGUGGGGCAGGUGAGAGCUGAAGAAGAAGAA